AUCGAAUGUAUCGGGUGUACGUAGAUGAAAAUAAUAAACAAUGAUGUUGCGUUGAAUGCAUAAUUCGAGAAAAUCCAGGUUUAUAUACUUGGUAUCGUCAGUAUCGUCACAGUUGACUCUUCAUCAAAUUCUCCAUCCUCGUGGUCCACGGCUAGAAAUGGAUUUCAAAAAUAUGGUAGUCAACGCGAAUGUCUUUGCUGAAGAUGUGGGAUUUAUUCUGUCCCACCACCACAUUAGUCUAGAUGAUCCAUGUGGCUUAACCCCCUCAUUCCAAAAAUGACAAUCGGAGAUGAAGUUCGGCUCAUGAAAUAGAUACAUUCAUUCAUUGAAUUUCAGUGGUUACGUCGAAGGUGCGUUAUUAGAAGGUAGGUUCAAGCUCAACGCAACAUUCAUUCGACCCUGUAAGAUGCCUCGACUUCUAUUCAAUAACACACUACUCGGAAAUACUAGAGUUAACCCUCUAGGAGGACGAUGGGUGUUUACUUCAUUUACGGAGUAUGCUGGCCCCUCAUUGGGGCGGACUUCCCCCACCUGGGUCCGCCUUGGUUCCCAGAAGAAUAAAUUCUUGUCGUUACGAAACUACAAGGUCCUAACAUGUGCAUCAAGAGCAUUCAGUACAGAAAGGAGGGCGUUGGCUGAUGAUAUUCCCCCAAGACCAUCACGGUCUUUAGCAGGAAAAGUCGCCAUAGUAACUGGAGCAGGAUGUGAAGGUGAAGGCCUAGGCAAUGGCCGAGCGAUCUCAAUCUUACUAGCAGAAGAUGGUGCUUCCGUGGUCUGUGUUGAUUUGAAUUCAGAGUGGGCUGAAAACACCAGUGCCCUCAUACGGUCGGAGGGCCGAGGAUCAAGCAUCAGUUGCCAGGGGGAUAUCACAAAACCUGACGAUUGUCAAAGAAUUGUGGAUACGGUACUGUCAAAAUUUGGCCAGAUUGACAUUCUAGUCAAUAAUGUAGGCAUUAUGGGUGCUCGGGGUACUGCAACGGAAUUCGACUUGGAUCAAUGGCGCCGGGGACUUGAAAUCAACGUUACCAGCAUGGCAAACAUGGUCAAGGUUGUCGUGCCAGAGAUGCGCAAGAACGAGGAGUCACUAGGUCAAAUCCGAGGAAGUAUUGUCAAUAUGGGUUCAGUUGCGGGUCUAGUUGGAGGCACUCCUCACUUGUUAUAUCCGACCAGCAAAGGCGCCGUGUUGAACAUGACACGUGCUAUGGCGGCACAUCAUGCAUCGGAUGGCAUCCGAGUGAACUGUGUUUGUCCAGGCAUGCUAUACACGCCGAUGGUUUACACCAAAGGCAUGAGCCGGGAGGUCAGAGAGACAAGAAAAAACCGAAGCCUCUUGCGUACAGAAGGCAAUGCAUGGGAUUGUGCGACAGCCGUUAGAUUUCUAUCUAGUGAGCAAGCCCGUUGGAUGACGGGAAGCAUACUCACAGUUGAUGCUGGUGCUACCGCUGUGUCAGCUAUUGAACUUGUGUGAAGUUGGAAGUUAUCACAUGCGUUUACGCAAUAUUCCACAAGAGUUUAAUAGAACUAUUCUAUGUUCACAAGAUUCCUACCUCCUCCAUUAUCGACAUGCCUCGACCUUGUGAGCUCCGCCUCAAUUUGAGAAAGGCCGAUAGUUUCUCUAAAGAAAUAGAGGACCAAGCGCUA
Hypoxylon trugodes is the source of this 1641-nucleotide messenger RNA. Its product is annotated as NAD(P)-binding protein. NCBI's taxonomy places the organism in Eukaryota, Fungi, Ascomycota, Sordariomycetes, Xylariales, Hypoxylaceae. The transcript has 4 exons. Bases 407 to 1468 code for a protein of 353 amino acids. The record is from RefSeq and is a predicted model, not a curated record. Gene Ontology annotation, molecular function: oxidoreductase activity, acting on the CH-OH group of donors, NAD or NADP as acceptor.